Sceloporus undulatus (fence lizard) is the source of this 11659-nucleotide messenger RNA. Its product is annotated as SH3 and multiple ankyrin repeat domains protein 3-like. Gene Ontology annotation, cellular component: postsynaptic density; dendritic spine; postsynaptic membrane. Gene Ontology annotation, molecular function: synaptic receptor adaptor activity; ionotropic glutamate receptor binding. The transcript has 18 exons. The record is from RefSeq and is a predicted model, not a curated record. The coding region runs from base 11 to 4840 and encodes 1609 amino acids. NCBI's taxonomy places the organism in Eukaryota, Metazoa, Chordata, Lepidosauria, Squamata, Phrynosomatidae.
CCCCCUGACCAUGGCUGUCCAGCUGGAGUACUCCGUCGAAGUGAUCAAAGCCCUGAAGAAUGGCGGCGCUCACCUGGACUUCCGGACGCGGGAGGGGAUGACGGCGCUCCACAAAGCUGUCCGGUGCCGAAAUCACACUGCCCUGAUGACGUUGUUAGACCUGGGGGCCUCCACCGAUUACAAGGACAGCCGCGGCUUAACGCCUCUGUACCACAGUGCCAUGGUUGGAGGGGACCCCUACUGCUGCGAGUUGCUGCUGCACGACUACGCCAAGGUGGGCUGCAUGGACGAAAACGGCUGGCAAGAAAUCCACCAGGCCUGCCGCUAUGGACAUGUCCAACACCUGGAGCACCUUCUGUUCUAUGGGGCUGACAUGACGGCACAGAAUGCCUCGGGAAACACUGCCCUCCACGUCUGUGCGCUCUACAACCAGGAGAGCUGUGCCCGGGUUCUUCUGUUCCGCGGUGCAAGUAAAGAGAUCCGGAACUACAACAGCCAGACGGCAUUCCAGGUGGCCAUCAUUGCGGGGAAUUUUGAACUGGCUGAAAUCAUCAAAACCCACAAAGAGUCCGAUGUUGUGCCUUUUAGAGAGACCCCCAGCUACACGAAGAGGAGACGGCUCAUUGCGGUGGGAAGCCUCUCCUCCCCCCACUUGUUGCAGCGGUCCGUGAGCGACAACAACUUGAAGUCCGAGAGCCGCCCGUCCUACUCGCCAGUGCCCUCCCUCCGCAGCCUGCCCCAACAGCUGCUGGCUCAGAUGCAGGAAGCCGCUGUCGGGGUGGGAGACCGCGGCCUGGUGGGCACGGCCGGCUCCCGGAGUGCCCACAGCCGCUCCCCUUCGCUGCAGCGCGUGCGGGGGGAGAAGGAGGCUGACCCACACACGCUCAGGAGAAGCAGCCGCGGCAAGGCCAGCCCCAGCGGGGCCCAGGGUCCCGGUCCGGAGCGCGGCCCUCCUCCUCCCCCUGCUCCAGCCUCGUCGUCGGCGGCUCCUUCGGUGUCUUCGCUGCCCAGGGGCCCGAAGCGGAAGUUGUACAGCGCGGUUCCCGGGCGGAGGUUCAUCGCCGUCAAGAGCCACGCGCCCCUCGGCGAAGGCGAGAUCCAGCUCAACCGCGGAGAAGCCGUCAAAGUGCUGAGCAUUGGAGAAGGAGGCUUUUGGGAAGGAACUGUGAAAGGACGGACUGGCUGGUUCCCCGCAGAAUGUGUCGAGGAGGUGCAGAUGCGGCAGUACGACCCACGGCAAGAAACCAGAGAAGACAGGACCAAGAGACUCUUCCGGCAUUACACUGUGGGCUCCUAUGACAACUUCACUUCUCACAGUGACUACAUCAUCGAGGAGAAGGCAGCCGUCCUCCAGAAGCGGGAGCAUGAGGGCUUCGGCUUCGUCCUCCGAGGGGCCAAAGCGGAAACUCCAAUCGAGGAGUUCACCCCAACGCCAGCCUUCCCUGCGCUCCAGUACUUGGAAUCCGUGGACGUGGAAGGCGUGGCGUGGAGAGCGGGGCUGCGCACCGGAGACUUCCUGAUUGAGGUGAACGGUGUGAAUGUGGUCAAGGUGGGCCACAAGCAAGUGGUGUCACUCAUCCGCCAGGGAGGGAACCACCUGGUGAUGAAAGUGGUCUCUGUCAGUCGCAAGCCAGAGUCAGAGGACGUUGUUCGGAAAAAAGCCCCGCCGCCCCCCAAGAGGGCCCCCAGCACGACGCUGACGUUGCGCUCAAAGUCAAUGACCGCUGAAUUGGAGGAGUUGGCCUCGAUGCGGAGGAGGAAAGGGGAGAAGCUGGAUGAGAUCUUGGCAGCUGCUGAGCCUUCAUUGAGAGCUGACAUUGUUGAAGCAGAUUCCAGGGCAGCCACGGUGAAGCAGAGACCAACCAGCCGAAGAAUCACCCCUGCAGAGAUCAGUUCACUGUUUGAGCGGCAGGGGAUGGCAGCGCAUGGUGGGCCAGAGAAACCUCAUGUCUCCCUACGCAAAGGAAUCCCACGGACAAAAUCUGUAGGUGAAGAUGAGAAAUUUGCUGCUUCCUUCAUGGAUGGGAAAUUUCCCCGGAGUACGUCAAUGCAAGACACAGUCAGAGAAGGGCAUGGCAUCCCACCCCCACCCCAAACCGCUCCUCCCCCUCCCCCUUCCCCCUAUUAUUUUGACACGGCCCCACCCCCAUCCUUCUCCCCCCCUCCACCCCCCGGAAGAGUCUACGAUACAAUACGGUCCAGCUUUAAGCCAGGCUUAGAGGCCAAACUCCACGGUCUGCCCCAAGUGAUAAGUGCGGCCGAGAUGUAUGACCAAGCAAGGACUUCCAUCCCAUACCCAGAAAGGCAGAAGCGGGCACGCUCCAUGAUCAUCCUGCAGGACUCCUCCCACAUCCCCGUAGAGCCCACCGACAUCCCCCGCCCGGGCCCCUCCGCCACACCUCCCGAGAAGCUGAAGCGCAAGGGGCGCAUGGUGGACAACCCCUAUGCCAACAUGGGCCAGUUCAACGUCAGCCUCUUCGCCCCCACCAAGCCGCAGAGGAAGAAGAGUCCCCUGGUGAAGCAGCUGCAGGUGGAGGACGCCCAGGAGCGUGCGGCCCUCUCUAUUGCAGGGGGCUUCACGCGGGAGCCCUCUCCCACCCGGCGUGGCCACCGCCUGAGCAGGAUGGAGUACCAGCCCCAGCAGGUGGACACGGCCAGCCUCCCCUUCGCAACGGCCAUUGCUGGGGUGAUGAAGGACAGAGACCGUCGCCUGGAUGAAAAGCGGAAAUCCACUGUCUUCCUCUCCGUGGGGGCCAUCGAAGGGAGCCCCCCCACCAUAGAAAUGCCAUCUCUACAGCAGUCGCGGUCCAUCGACGAACGGCUGCUGGGGAGCCGGGAUGUGCUUCUGCCUUCGCCCGUCUCAGCUUUAAAGCCAUUAAUAAGUAGUUCCUCCUCCACCUUCAUCCACCCCCUCACAGGGAAACCCUUGGACCCCAAUUCGCCACUGGCGCUUGCGCUGGCCGCAAGGGAGCGGGCGCUUUCCACCCAGGUCCCCUCCAGAGUGCCCACUCCCAUCCACAGCCCAGACUCAGACCGUGCGGCACCCCUGUUUGUGGACAUCCAAACCAAAGAACAAGAGAGGGGGGAGCUGGAGGGCCUGGUGUCGCCUGCGUACUCUCCCGGAGCCAAGGCGCCAACACCGGGUACCUUGACCCCAACGCAGAGCCACUGGGGGACACCGACAACUGUGAGGAAAGAGGGGGAGGCGCGACCCGAGACGCCCACCAAGGAGGAGAAGAAAGCAGAAGAGAGGAAGUCGAUGAUCAUCAGCAUAGUGGACACCUCGCAGCAGAAGACAGCUGGGCUCAUCAUGGUGCAUGCGACCAGCAACGGCCAAGACUUGGGACUGGACAGGAAGGAGGAGAAGGUGCCUGUCCCUGAGGCAGGCCUUGAGCCAGGGGAGCUGUCCGCGGUGGAGGCCCAGCCCAGUCCGGUGGGGAAGGCCCCCGUCAGCCCAGCCUCUGACAAAACCCUAGGGCAAGGUAGCUCAGAAGAGGAAGUGGAGCCGUACACGGUGACACUGCCCCCGGCUCAGCUGUCUUCAAGUGAUGAAGAAACGCGGGAAGAGCUGGCCAAGAUUGGUCUGGUGCCUCCCCCGGAUGAGUUUGCAAACGGGGUCCUGGUCACCACCCCAGGCACACCUAUCAGCCAACUGGCUGCUCCAGCAGUUGCCACGCCAUCCAUGCCAGUGGCAGCAGUAGCACCUUCUACCACUGGUGGAACACCCUCAGGGAAGCCCUCUGAUGCCCCCACAGCCCCUGAGUCUGCCGCAGACUCAGGGGUGGAAGAGGUGGACACCAGGAGUUCAAGUGACCACCACCUGGAGACCACAAGCACCAUCUCCACCGUCUCCAGCAUGUCCACAUUGUCCUCUGAGAGUGGGGAGCCCACUGACACGUACACUUCCUUUGCGGACGGACAAACUUUUAUACUAGAGAAGCCGCCAGUGCCUCCAAAGCCAAAACUCAAGUCCCAGCUCAGCAAGGGGCCGGUUACCUUCAGGGACCCUCUUUUGAAGCAGUCUUCGGACAGCGAGCUCAUCUCCCAGCAACAUGCGGCCAUUCUGGCUUCUGCCAGCGUCGGCCGGCCACGCUACCUCUUUCAGCGAAGGUCCAAGCUGUGGGGGGACCCCCUGGACAGCAGGCCAAUCCACGGGGCUGAGGAUGACAAACCAACUGUGAUCAGCGAGCUGAGUUCCCGGCUGCAGCAGCUGAACAAGGACACGCGGUCCCUGGGGGAAGAGCCCGCUGGGAGCGCGUUAGACCCAGGGAAGAAAUCACCAGUGGUUGCAGCACGACUUUUCAGUAGUUUAGGAGAACUGAGUACCAUUUCCCAGCGCAGCUCGGGCACCACGUAUACCAUCCGGCCCGGCAGCCGCUACCCUGUGACCCGACGCACUCCCAGUCCGGUGAAGCCCGCCCUGGACAGGACAGACCCGCUGAGCAGCGUCCGGCCCUAUGGGCUCACCCCACCCACCAUCCUCAAAUCUUCCAGCCUCUCUAUCCCACAUGAACCCAAGGAGGUGCGCUUCGUGGUGAGGAGCGUGAGCGCCCGGAGCCGGUCCCCGUCCCCCUCUCCUUCUCCGGGGCCCCCGCUGCACGCCCUCCAUCCGCCGCGGCCCUUCAUGCAGAAGCCCCUUCACCUGUGGAACAAGUAUGAUGUGGGGGACUGGCUGGAAAGCAUCAACCUGGUGGAGCAUCGAGACAAGUUUGAGGACAAUGAAAUCGAGGGGACCCACUUGCCGGCCCUGACUAAGGAGGAUUUUGUAGAGCUGGGGGUGACGCGGGUCGGGCACCGCAUGAACAUUGAGCGGGCACUCAAACAGCUGGUAGAUAGCUGACCAUCCCAGCUGGUGCUGGCCUCCUCCUCGCAGGGGCCAGACGGGACAUUUCUACUAGACGAGUAAACAGGAACCCGUGGGAUUCUCUUUCUAUUCUACUCUGACCACUGCACUGAAGGGCGGGGAGCUGGCAAGUACCUACUCUCUCUCCCCCAUCUCUCUCUCAAUCUCUCUCACACGCACAUGGGAGGCCAAAAAUGCCGCAUGGAAAUGCACCCCUCAACCCACCCCAGAGUGGAGUGGGGGGACUGGUCUUUCUAUCACCUGGCGUGCCCUUCCCCAAGAGAGUCACUGCGGGACAGGUGCUUCUGGGGAACGGGAGAGGGUGCCCCAUUAUCGGGGGACACCUCUUGAAUGGGUUGUAUGUGUAUGGGCGCAGGUGGCAGGCAGGUGGCACUAAAGAGGAAGGGCCUUUCUGGGUUGGAUGGAGACCAGUCAGUUUUGGUUGCUGGGGAUGGGGGAAAAACAAGAGGAAACAGAGGGGAGCACAUCGGUUAACAGCAGUGUUUGUGCUUUGUGGCUCUGGUAUGCCAGUUGGCUUGCACAGAAGGUAAAACGCACAUCCUUAGAAAGGGUCUGAAUGGGCCCAGUGGGCCAAAGACUUCAGCCUGGGUGUGCCUUCUGCAGAUAGUUGUGAAGAGGGAGAAGCAGGCUCUGACUGGCAAUGGCCACGAAGGUCAGAAGGGCCCUGGUACCUUGGCUGGGCAGCACCUUCCAGGAUGCUGGGGAGAGGAGUGGCGCAAUACCAGAAUGCAUGUAAUGGCUGUCUUGCUGGCGAAGCAGAAAAGGAAAGACAAAUCAGAAAAGGGCUGGCCUGCCCACCCCUAACUCAUGCACACAGACACAGACACACAACCAGUAUCUCUAAGUCCUGCCCCAACAGAACCAUCUCAUUGGGAGGAAGGCUGGAAGACUGAUAUGGACUGGGAUGGGGGUUGAGGGUGCGAGAGAAAGAGAGAGAGAGAGAGACCACAUACACAAAGAGAAGGACCUGCCUUUUGGAAGACUGUGUUCCUUGGCCCUGGUGAGAGAGGGCUGAAGUCGCAUGGAUAGAAGCAUGUUUGGGGGCAUCCAAGGGGGCAAGCGGAGAACCCAGCCGCUUCCGCUUUGCCAACAUUCAUGGGGAGGGGGGAGGUCGCAUUUUCUUGGGGGUCAUGGGACGCAUUUGAAAGAGUCUCUAUAAAUCUCUGUGCAUUUCUGUAGGUUUGGCAGUCCUAUUGAGAAGGAUGCCAACGCCAGGAUCCCGCCCACUCUAUCCUAGUCACUCAUUUUUGCAUCUUUUUAAUCAGCUAUAUAUUUGAAAAGGAAGAAAAAAACAAACAAAUAUCUAUAUAUCUAUAUCUAUAGCCACAUUGUUUUGUUAUGGUUUACUAAAGCUAUAUCUGGCUAGAGGGAAAGUGGGGGGGCUUGCUCCCCCCUUCCUGCAAAGCUUGUGGGAGUUUUUAGUGACUGAAUGAAUGUGAGAGAAACAAAAGAAAAAAUAGUCUUUUUAAACUCCUUUCAGAUGCUCUGAAUUUUACAGAUUUGGGGGGUGGGGAGGGGAGGGGGGAACCAAAAGACAACCUUGCACUUGGUUUUGGGGACACACCAAGUCUUCCAUCCUUGCUGGGCAGAGCUGCGGGACAGACCCUGGCCAGAGCUUCCCUUGCCUUAGCCCCAUCUCUUGCCUCCCUUCCUGGGGUCCGGUGGGGUGGGGUGGGGUGGGGUGGGAGCCAGGGAAGGGGGCAGGACGGCCCCUUUGCAUCUACUGUAGUCUUUCCAAGUGCCAGGAAUGCCCAUGUUGCCAAGACAAAAGUAGGGGGAAGCCCCACUGGGGAAGCUGGAAGAAGGCAGAGGAAGCCCAAACCCCUUUCCAGGACCCAGGCCCUGGGGCAAGCAGGAAAAGGAAGGAGACCUGCUCUGAACUGGGGUCAGGUAGUGUCCCUCAAAGGGCAUUUCCGUGGGGUGGGGGUGGACCGAAACACCUACCGGUACUUGACAGCCAUCUGGGGACUGCAGCAAAUAAAACCCUAUGCUGCUCAUCUCCACCUGACAAAUGCCUCAGCUGGUAGAUGGACACAGAUAAAAUGAGGGGCCCAUGCACUCUGUCAGACCUCCAUUGUGGACUUUGCUUCCUUUAUACCCCUGGUCUGUUCCUCAGGACACAGCCAGAAGUUCAAGGAGAUGCCAGCCACUCCAGAAAGAAGGACCCAGAAAGACAUGGGCAGCCUUGACCAAGCCUGCUCGGAGUCUGGAAGGGAAACAUCAUCACAGUUUUCUCUGCCAGAACAUCUGGUUGCAUGCUUCUGAGCCUGCCUGCCCUACAAGGCACCCAGGAGGACUUUAGGGAGGGAGUGGAGGAUGAAGGUGUAAGAGAGAGGGAUGGGCACAGGCCUCCUCCCCAGCUUAGGGCCAGGCUUCUGGCUUUGCCUGUGGAUGCUGAGGUCUGCCUCUGCAACAACCCACUGGACUGCGUUGUUCCCUUCAACAAACUGUCCCAUCCGCGCAAGAAAUGUUCUGCCCCUAAAGUGGGUUGGUGUGGAGCAGUGUGCCCCAAAGUGCAUUUCCUCAGAAAAGGUAUUAAUUCUUCUGGUGCUAGAGGGGCGGAAGAGGGAAAUCCUCACUCGCCCUCACACAUCUCUUAACCUUUCCAAGCUUAUUCCAAUGCAGGGAGGGGGAAGUGGCAGGUUGUCAGCCCAAGGAUGCACAAAGACACAGCAUACACCACCAUCACCACCCCCAAAACUAUUCUUGUUGAAUGGAUCUUGCUGGGAGAUGGUGGGGGUGCUUUGCCAAGUUUCCUUCCCGUAGGCAGGGCUGAUGGAGGGACGGAGGGGCUGGUCACUAACCGUCCAAAAUCAACCCAGGCAGCGUAAACACUCCAGCAAAAGAUUUGCAGCCACCUCAAGGAGGGUUGCUAAUUUCUGACCACACUUGGGUUGUGAGGCUAUCUGUGUCUGCACCCCAGGAAAAAGUGCAACAGGUACUUUAUACCUGCUUGGGCUUCUGUGCCAUCACCCCAUUGAAAGCAAUGAAACCUUUUUUGAGCCCAACCUACUCAGUCCACUUUUUAAACAGCAUGUCUGAAAACAGUGAAAGUAAUAUAUGCUGCCAUCAUUCCAAGCUUAUUCAUACACUACAAUCUAGUUAAAAACCCUAUACAGUAGACACUCAAAAUGCCACAACAGUCUUUCUCACCCUGGUGUCCUCCAAAUAUGUUGGGCCACAAGUCCCAUCUUCUCCAACCAUGGCAGCAGCUUAAGGAGUGCUGCCUCAUUCCACCACCUUAAACUCUGUAUGUCUUGCCUCACCACUUAAUAUCCAGUAUUAAUAUAUUUAUAGCACAGUCCUCUGUAUGUGUACUUGCAGAUAGGUAUGACUCUGUUUGCUAUGGCUUACUCCCUUGCCAUUCUCCAUUUUCAGACAGCAGACAGGCCUACUGUAAAGCCAAAUCCCAUAUUGUCCAAUGUCAGGGGUGCUGACAUCAACCUCGAGAGCAUCCUUUUACACCUAAUAUCCCCCCAAUGUGCUGGUAGCAACCCUCCAGCCUUUGCCACUCAGGCUCUGUCCUCAUGACCACAAUCCACAAUGUGCAUGAAACACACUAACCCCUAAAACAGGCUUAAUGCUAUCAGAUUAAAACCCUACUUUGCACUCUCCCUGAAGCUUCCAGAAAUAAAAAUGUUCUGCCUUUCAUUUAGGAUUGCUUCCAAGCAAUUACAUAGGCAAGAGUAGGCCCACCCAAAGGCUCUGGUCUACUCUUAACACACAACCAACCUCAUGUUUUGAGAUUGCUGAAACCAGAAACAAAAAUGACCACAUUAUCUAUAGAGAGCAAUGGUAUGUGCACCCCAACCCAACACGCCAUAACCAACCCCGUGGGUAGGAUGGGCAUGUUUUACUUUUAGCAACCUAGAUUGGCAUUCCUUUUAGCAAGGAAGGAAUUGCUUCUCUUUGCAGCCUACCUACCGCUCUGCAGCACGCUAGCCUUCCUCCUCAGCAGCGUCGUACUGGCCCACAACCACCCUCCCUCCUGGACCCCUUCUUGCCCCUGAGAGUGGUUGGAGUCUUGUUGGUUGGCUAUCAGCCUGAGUGCAGGCUCUUUUGAAGGCCCACACUGUCGUGGGCUCAGUGUCUCUGUCCCUUCUGCAGCUGUUUCUGGGACAAUGUGAGGAGACUUUGCCUGCACCCGCUGCCUCCUCUGGAUGGAGGCUUGAAGACUGCAGACUGUAACUUAUCUGCAGGAAGUUCACUUCAGGACUAGGAAAAGCUGGAUGCCUUCUUCUUUCCUCUGGAAAGCCCUCUGCUGCCCUGGUGCUCUUUCUUUCUUCUUGGGAGGGCUGGAGAGCGGCAAUGAACCCUUAUUUCUGCUGCUCCUCCUCGCGAAGGCCGGCUGAGCCCCCUUGGCAUGGGGCAGGGCCACUCAGCUUCUAGCUACUAAGCAGCUGCAGCCGUAACUGUGUUUGCAAACACUGGGUGAUACCCUGCGGCGCCAAGAUGUCGGCCGCAGGGACACCACGGCUAAGUCCUGGUCAGGCAUAGCACACAAAAAGGAAAGAAACCUCCAACCAGACCAAGUUGAAGUUGGAAGCACUGAUGGAAAGAAUAGUGGUAAUUGUUUAUGCUUAGGUUGAAAAAAGAGUUUCCCGUCAGUCAGGAACCCCCAUCUGGAAGAAUAAUAGACCAGCAACAAUUCUGUACAAUCUUCUCUUAUUAUUCGACAUCUCAAAGUGUUGCUUAGGAUUUUUCUGCAGGGGGAAAUGAGUUUUCCGUGCAAGAGAAAAGAAAAAACAUCCAGGUGGGAAUCUUGUAGGGAGGUUAUGUCUUCAUAAGUGCCACACACUGAUACACAUUGGUCUUCAUGUGCAUCAGGCAUUCUUACAGGUGUCCAGUGUGCAUCUUUGCAGUUCACUAGCAAGAUUUCUCAGUACCUCUGCUAUGGAGCUAAAUAGACACAAAGUUAUGUAAGUAAAUGGAAUAUAAGAUUCUGGAACCUUUUUUAUCCAGAAAAUAGACUUCCUAUGCAGAAAACCUGUUUUCUCUGCCAAAAAACCCCACCUGUUUUUCUCACCAAAUAAUUCCUACUCAAUGAGAGAUUGUAAUAGCAGGAGAAUCAUGCGGAGAAAUACUUGCUUUUCCCUUUUGCCCCGGCUGGGCAAAAACUUAAUUGUCCAUCCUCACAUCCAACAAGAAAACAAUUCAAUUACAUCCCUAGUAGGAACCCUGCCUAAAUCUCUCUGAAACUGGUCCAUUUUCUGUAAUUGCUCUCUACUCUUUUGUAAACCAUUUAUUACAAAAUGUAAAGCAUCUUCAGUGUGGAAUGAGAGAAUGUUGGUGCAUAAAUGGGGUAAAGAAAAAUACAGAGCAACUUGAGGUCAGAACCACUGAAUUCAGAGCUGGAUGAGACAUUAAGAUUCAAGAGGAAUCCAUGUCCAAAUCCCCCCACCCCCAGAUGCCAAAGACCCCAAAUCCAGAUGCAUGUUUGCCAAAUCUUAUGGCAUUUUGGAGAACUUCACAAUUUCUCUUUGGAGAUAUCCAUAAAAUCUCUCCUUUGGCCAAUUUAAUUCCUUUGAAACUAGCUUUGGCUGCUUCAAUUCCCAAACCAGGCCUGGAGUAAACCCUAGUAAACUUAGUGGGAUUACCAUUUUAGGAAACACACUUGGGACUCUGCAGUUUAGCAUUAUAAUUCCAGCACUGACAGUACUAUCUCAAUUCAAAGAUAUAGCCGUGUUAAUCUAUAGAAUCAGUACGUAGAAAGAACUUGUAGCACCUUUGAGACUAACUGAAAGAAAGAAAUUGGCAGCAUGAGCUUCCUUAGACUUCAGCCUGCUUCCUCAGAUGCAUUAAAAUUAAAAUUAAAUUAAAAUGCAUCUGAGGAAGUAACCUGAAGCCUACGAAAGCCCAUGCUUAAAAUUCAUUUCUUUCAGUUAGUCUCAAAGGUGCGACAAGAUCUCUUUACAUAACAUUGACUAAAGAUUGUCCAAAAAAUGAUCCACUCAGCUCUUCACUUAGGCCUUAUCUAAUCGUUUUAUUUACAAGGUUAAAGAGGGCAUUUUCUUCUCUUUAGGGUAACACAAUUACAAAUAUUUUUGCUAACUGAUUAAAUUCAUCACCUAAUACCCCAUCACUUACCUAAUAAAUAGAUGUUCUAAUCAAUUAAACCCAAGCAUUCCUUUUCCCCUAACAAUGCAAACAAAAGUCUGGCCAGCAAGGGCCUAAAUAACGCAGUUGUUUGUAAUUUUAUAGUAAGACAGACUUGGCAUCCUAUUGCCAAGUGUUCAGCAUGGUACAGGGGACCAGACCAAUCAAAAGGACCCUCCUUGUCAUGUUUUAAUCCAAGUGAGAAGUCUUGGAAGUAGCACCCUCCCGGCAGGCUCUAGAAAGAACGGGAAAGGAGGCAAGGAUCUAGUUACUUGAUGGGACGCCUUUUAAAAGGUUCAGCAAGCAUACCCUCAAAGAAAGGGCCAGGGAAAACAGAGGCAGCAGCAGCAGCUCCCUUGGAAGGAAAAGUGAUUUCCCAGGCUCUGCUUAAAGACCUGCCAGACAUGCUCCAAUUUCAAAACGAAAUCCUUGCCUGUCUGCAGAAGAAGCAAUGGCUGAGGCAGAGCCUUCUACUUAGGAAUAGAAAAGUGAUUGACCGAGUGUCAGUUUUGCUCAGUGGCUUGGAAUCUCCUGUUUUGGCCCUGAAGGGAUAAUAAGGUGGGAGAAGGGGAAAGUGGUCUCUCCUGCCAUCCAGUUUGCCCACUGACUUAACAGGCUUUGUCUUGAGUUCUAAACCGGAUGCUUCUUGCUUCAUAGCCUUGCAGACACUUUGGUAGCCCACUCCCAGGGCUCUGCCCA